UCUCUCUCUCUCUCUCUCUCUCCCCUCAGCCAAUCUGCGCACAGUGACGCUGCGCAAAGGCUGGAUCUAGUCUUGGCUUCAUCAUCAUAUUUAACACACCCACCCAGAUUCACACAUGCUACAAGAGGUGCAUUCUCUUAUCCCGCUGUACUCCUAGAGGUUGCGUGGCCCCUGCGGGAGGAUUUCUGUCUCCUGUUACCUGUGCAAUUUAUUGCGUUGGCUCGCCUCGGGUGAUUAGUCUGGACUCGUUGUGACAGAAUUACGCACCCUGGAUCGCUGAAGUGGAUGAGAGCACGCACGUCGACUACUUUCCGGGGACUUUCCCUCAAAAUAUUUAAAUGUGAAGAGCUGCACUUCUCGCAUUUUUUUCCGGGCCGAAGUCCCAGCGGAUCCACGGCUGCUCUUCCCCGCACAGCAUCGAGGCUGGAUGGUGAGACCGAUGCGCGCCCUCGAACCUCUUGGACACGCACGUUUAACGGAUCUUUUCCCCCGCGUGUCACAGCUGCUUUUGGAUCCUACUCACUUGUCUGCUUCUCUGUAUUUCCUCUGAAGUAUUUGGUGGUAGACAGGAGAGGGGAGAGCGGCAGUGUGAAGAGGAUGUGGCUUGCGCAAAUCGACCGCUGGUGUGAACCGACUCGACCUGUUUUACCUGGACGCUUGCGGAUGAUUUUGCGCUUCUGAAAUCUCGUCUGGACCCCCGCGCGGAUAAAGCAGGACUCUGAUGUUGAAAAUACAAAGGCUGAACACUGAAUCCUUUACUCAAGACGGCAAGUGAAGAUGGGUCAUACGUGUUUAAUGUGUAUUUCAUUAGAUUGGCGUCCAGUCUAAUAAACAUCAUCAGCGAUGUAGUCAGCUUGUUCAUCUGCGUGCUGAUCAUUUGCAGUAAAUACUCACAUCUGCUCAAAAGGGAGACCAUGAAGAUGAUCCUCCUGCGCAAAUUCCGGUUUUUGAUCCUCAUGGUGUUCCUCAUUGCAUGCUCGAUGCACAUAAUGAUAGACUUGUUACCAAAACUGGAGAGGCACAGCAACAGCGGCUGCUCCUGCUCCCACACGCCGAGCGAGGAGCCUCAGAGCUGGGGGAAGCAGGGCUGGCCUAACAAGCACACCCUGCGGAUCCUCCAGGACUUCAGCAACGAGCCCAGCUCAAAUGUUUCCUCCCACUCCCUGGAAAGGAUCCCGGUUACAGGCGACAAAACACAGGCUCUCAGGAGGCUUGAGUAUCACGGGCAACGCGGUGAAAGGAAGAGACAGUUCAUCCAAGACGCCACGGUGACCAAGAACAUGCCGGUUAAGAGUUCAAGGUUGUCGGCUCUCUAUGACCAUCCCUUAUAUAAAAGAUCCGUGCCGCCUCUGACAGACGAGGACACGCUGUUCAACGUCAACACGGACAUCAGAUUUGACCCCAAAGCAGCAGAAGAUCAGGCAUGGAAUACUGAAGGCAACGUUGACGAGUUCAGCCCAACGGGGGAGCUGACGGCCGACUCCUACCCCAACUGGCUCCGCUUCCACAUUGGGAUUAAUCGAUAUGAGCUGUACUCCAGACACAACCCGGUCAUCGAUGCUCUCCUGAAAGACCUGGUCACCCAGAGGAUCACCAGCGUCGCAAUGAAGUCUGGAGGCACUCAGCUCAAGCUCAUCAUGACCUUCCAGAACUACGGCCAGGCUCUCUUUAAACCCAUGAAGCAGACCCGGGAGCAGGAGACCCCACCAGACUUCUUCUAUUUUUCUGACUUUGAAAGACAUAACGCUGAGAUCGCUGCCUUUCAUCUGGACAGGAUCCUGGACUUUCGUCGUGUCCCUCCUGUGGCCGGCAGGCUUGUCAACAUGACAAAGGAGAUCCGAGAUGUCACACGAGACAAAAAGCUCUGGAGGACCUUCUUCAUUUCACCAGCCAACAACGUGUGUUUCUACGGAGAGUGUUCGUACUACUGCUCCACUGAGCAUGCUCUGUGCGGGAAACCGGACCAGAUAGAAGGAUCCUUGGCUGCCUUCCUCCCAGACCUGGCCCUCGCCAAACGCAAGACCUGGAGGAACCCGUGGAGACGCUCCUACCACAAACGCAAGAAGGCAGAAUGGGAGGUGGACCCGGACUACUGCGAGGAAGUCAAACAGACUUCACCUUACGACAGUGGGACACGACUGCUAGAUAUCAUGGACAUGACCAUCUUUGACUUCCUCAUGGGAAACAUGGAUCGCCACCAUUAUGAGACAUUCGAAAAGUUUGGAAAUGAGACCUUUAUCAUCCAUCUGGACAAUGGCAGAGGCUUUGGAAAGCACUCCCAUGACGAGGUGUCCAUUCUGGUGCCAUUGACCCAGUGCUGCAGGGUAAGGAAGUCGACCCACUUGCGUCUGCAGCUGCUGGCUAAGGAAGAAUACAAGCUGUCCGUGCUCGUGGCAGAAUCCCUGGUGAGGGACCGCCUCAGUCCCAUCCUCAUCCAGCCACACCUGGAUGCCAUGGACCGACGACUACGCCAGGUGCUGAAUGUGCUGUCAGAAUGCAUUGAAAAGGAGGGCUACAGUUACGUUGUAGAGGACGACCUCCAGGGGCACCAAGGAAGAGAUCACGCCCACACCGGCCCACGACGGAGGUAGCUGUCUUUGGGCGCUGGCAGCUGGAUAGGACUGAAUCCCUGGAGAUAGAAGACUGGACUGAGCAGAUCUCUUAAAACUGAACUGCCAUCCUGUUACACAGAUGAGCUCCAUCUGUACUGAAUUUCUCAGAGGGCUUGAUUGUUUUGCUUAACUUACAGGGAAGCCCACCUGCCUGAGGUUAAUAUAAGCUGUGUGGAAGUGGAGGCCUGCUGGAUGGGACUGGACAAACAGUGCAAUGACUUGACUUGAGACGCAGGUGAUGUCGAAGACUUCUGGAUGGAUCUGGGGCCGGGUCACAAACGAAACUGAACCCCCCGCCCCUACAUCACCCAGACUCCUUAAAAUAUCCAACCCUGACUCUAGUGUAGGAUAGUGUCACCGCAGCUGACCCAAACACCCAACGACCCACCGCAGCACUACCAAACCAUGAAAGUCUUGCAAGAGACGCCUUCUCUCUGUCUUGUUCAGGACCCUUUUUUUGAAUUCAGUGAAUUCUGAGGGACUUGUAAAGAAUAUCCCUCCCCCCCUCCCCUCCCCUCCCCCCUAUCUCUUCACAAGCUGAGUUAUGUGUUUAUACAUAUUGUUGGUAUCGCAAGUGGCAAUCGGUUGAACAUUCAUAGUGGAAGAAGAGCUGGAGGUUGAAUUCCUGUUGUCUUAAUUAUAAAAAUGAUGUUUUAUUGAUUUGCUGAAAAAAUGUUUUAUUGCAUAGUGUCUUUUUUAUUGAGUUUUUGCUGAGCUUCAGCUUCUAUCAUUGGUAUUCAAGAUGGAGAUAUUUGAUUGGAGUGCAGGUUUACUCCUGGAUUAAUUUUGCCCAUAAAUGUUACUUGUACUUGAGAGAGUAUUUAUUAAAAUUCAUAUUUAUUGUUUGAAAUGAAUACUAAUCAGUAACAGAACGUCAUCAGUUUUCUGUUAAAAUGAACUAUUGAAUUUAUAUCACAGUGGUGUACUUCCUCAUUUGUCCAAAAGAGGGCAAACUGAGCAUGUGCAAAAGUGGCUGCAGGUCCUUGCCUCUCAGUAAAGUUAACCCUCUCCAUAUUUCACCCCAUUCCAAGCAUCAAGCUCGCUUUAAAAUUGGUUUAUAGCAACCACAAGUAUUGGUUCGAUUUGAAUGAGCAAGUCUCUGCCUGUAUUUGCAACAUUUAUUCCAGCUACUGUUUCUGUUUUUAUUUCUUUCAGUACAGCAGAUAUGAGGUUAGAUUUAUGGUACCAAAAGCCAAAUGUGACACCAAUAGUUUUAUAUUAUUGUUUCUUUGUAAUAUAUUUGAUGUCCAGAUGUUGCUGUUGUGGAGAGAUUAUUUUUCAGGAUGUAUAUUUCAUUCAUAACCAACAGCUGAUAGCUUAACUGUUGGUUUCAACGAUUCAGUCACUGGCUGAAAGUUAAUAUAUACAUUAGGAUAAUCUAGUGCCUGUGCAAUGAUAGAAAUACUUGAAUGUCUGGUUUCAUAGCAGAAAAAGGUUUGAACUCCUCCCGGGUAUGAGCUAUAGAUAAGAUACAGAGGUCUACAUAUAUGUGUUUGCUGACUCCAUCUGUUCCAUAGGGGUUUUAUUAUAUGUCAUGUCAGUACAGUGUGUAUGGAGGUAUGGGUGGAUCCAUGGAGAACCUUUAGAUGAUGUGUUCUUAAAAGUGAAAAUGCUUCUUUUUUUAUUCAACUCAUUGUUUCUGUGGAUUUAUUUUUUUCAUUUCUUUGCAUCAUGGUAAAAGUGCAAUAAAACAAAAUAAGCAGAAUAUUAUAGUAAUACUAUGUUUUCCUCAGAAGUAACAGCUUGUUAGUGUGUAUGUGUUUUUGAAGAGAUGAUUCAUAUUUAAUCAUCAUGGAAGAUAACAAACGUAAUAUAGUUUAUAGUAUUAUAUUAUUAUAUAUAGUAAAGUCUGGGUGAUCGUUCUUGAUUAUAAAACAUGAAUCACCUUUUCAUGAAAGUGAAAACACAGGAAGAAUCCAGCCAGCUGAAGCGAGUGGAUGCAGUUUAAGGUGGAACCUGCACAAAUGACACAUACACACACACACACACACACACACACACAAAGAAAAUUUCUUUCCAGAAAAAUUAGUGGCUUUAAAGUUUGUGGCUGUGUAGCACUAAAACCUAAAUAGGUUUCCACCAAGUUUACAAGACUUGAAAAAGUUCCCUUCACUGUUUUCACAGGCUGAGUACUUAUUCCCGUACCUGGUAAAUCGACUUCAACAUGUAAAGUCAGUGGAGUACCCCUUUAAAGGACCACUACAGUAAGUACUUUGACCUUAUUUGACCUAAACUUGUGACCAGAAAUAAUUACAACAGCUUCUUCCCCCAUUCAACAGUUCAUUCAGCAAUUAAACCUCUACUCCUUAGUGCUAUUUCAAGCUUCAAAUAAUCACAGAUGGUCCUUUGAUGCAGUAAACACUAUCAGGACGAAAGCAACAUAGAAAAUGAUGCUAUAAUAAUAAUGAUAAUAAUGAUAAGAAAAUAAAAUACAAUUAUAAACAAGCUAGAUAAAUAACUUUAUAUAUCUAUACAAAAACUGGUCACACGGACAGUGAUUAACUAAAGAGUCGUACAAGUCACAGCAGACAACAUAUGAAAGCCAUACUGCUACAACAACAGCAGUAACACUAACACACAGACUAAAACAUAUCCCAAGAGGGCAUUAGCGUUGCUAGGACCAAACAACUAGCCUGGCUCUGUGUGCCUACCAUCAUCUUUAAAGCUCACUAAUACUCUUGGAAAGAAAGCGAAUAAGGGUGUUUCCCAACUAUUCCUUUAGUAAUCUUUUUAAAGUCAUAGCUUGCCAAAGAAAAAAUUAUGAAAUUGAGAUCAUUAACUGUAUCAUGUCCACAAAGGUUGGAAUUAACAGACUUGUAGCUCAUAAAAACCUGAGUUAAUGUCAUCCUGCAAUGAUGGGAGAUCAGGCUUUGGAGUUGUAUUGAGGGUGUUGUUUUUUUUAGUUUUUGUAAAACUUGAUUCCUUACGAGUUAAUUAUUUAUUUUUUAUAAAUAAGUUCCUCUGUUGUGAAAAAUGUUCCACAACUACAGCUAUUAGCUCCAAUAAAGAUAAACACAAUGA
Molecule: messenger RNA, 5633 nt
Organism: Siniperca chuatsi (mandarin fish)
Lineage: Eukaryota; Metazoa; Chordata; Actinopteri; Centrarchiformes; Sinipercidae
Gene: fam20cb
Product: FAM20C golgi associated secretory pathway kinase b
Exons: 11
Coding region: 915-2591 (558 amino acids)
Biological process (GO): protein phosphorylation
Cellular component (GO): Golgi apparatus
Molecular function (GO): protein serine/threonine kinase activity
Source: RefSeq, a predicted model, not a curated record